GGCUGCCCGGGAAGUUUAUAGCCUCCCAAACACGCUCGUAGACUCAACGGUUUUUGGCGCACUGUGUUUUAAAUACAAACGCGGAGGCCAGCUACGCUUCAACUCUCCAUAUUCGCUCGUUUUUUGUGCUGUUUUAGGUGUUUAGUUAGCCGCCAGAGUCGCCGCGGAAUGACGUCAGGACGUAUCACAGAAUGAGGACGCUGUUUGAUCAUUAUAAAAAAAAUCAGCCAUAAAAAAAAAAUCUGAAUUAGGUCAGGGAAGUGAUACAAUGGCCGUAACUGGGGUUCUUGUAGUAGCGCCACUGUGAGACGCGCAGGCCGGGGCGUGGAGCAACCUGUCAGGGAGAGGAGCGAGCGUGUGUCCCGGUGAUUGUAGCAUCUACAGACCGAGCUGCAGCCCUCAAACCGGUUCGCUGGGAGCCACAAGAAGCGCCGGGGCUUCAUGCUCAGCCGCCGCUCGGACACCACCGCAGCCGGGAGCCGGGAUAUUCCAGCCUCACCAGAUUUGGGAGCAGCAGCAGCGCGUUCAUGAGUGCAGUUCCAGUCGUCUGGUCUUGAGUCUUGAUCAGAGUCUGACAAUGUCAAGUCGCAGAAAAUCCACAGUCCCUUGUAUGGUUCUGCCCUCUGAUGUCGUGGGGCAGGUGGAGGAGAAAAGAGAGGGUCAAAAGGAGGAAGAAGGAAAGGGCGAUGUGGAUGCAAUUAAGGAGUCAGUGGAGGAGACACGGAUUUCUGAGGAGCCGCUUCCACCGGUGGUGGCUCCUGCUCCCUGUGACCAAGAAGAGCCUUCAGCUCAGACUGCAGCCGACCCCAUGGUCGUCAACCCCUCACUGAAGUCGAGCACAGCAAACCCUCCCGAUCGACCCAGCGGUGACGAGUCAAACCAAGAACCAACAAGUGUCAAGGCGGAGGUCGGCACGGAUCCUGCGACCGUGUCCGCCAUCUCACUCAGCAAGACCCCCAUUAUGAGGUUGAAAGGCAAGUCUGAACCAAAGAGGAUAGCCGUGUCCUUGAAAUCGGCAGAAGAAGCAGCUGAAGGUUUCGGGGGAGCCAAUGAGGGCGACGUAGGAGGAGACCAGGAGCCCAUCGAGGCUCCGCUUGGGCAAAUGACCCCAAUGGAGAUGCUGCUGCACGACUCCAUGAAGCUCGGAGGAGGAGGCCUGCUGGUCAGUCAGCCUUCAGAACCGCAGAGGAAGACGCCCAUUCUGAACCCCACGGUUCUCCCUGCUGGCCUGGCACAAGUUCUCUCGGCAUUUCAAGCCCAGCAGACCGCUGCAGCAGCUGCAGCUCAGCAUCAGCUUCUGAUCCCCCUCAGCAGCAUCCCGUCGUACAGCGCAGCGAUGGACACCAACCCUCUGCUGGGCAGCACCUAUAAGAGGUUUCCGUACCCCUCGUUGGCUGAGAUCAGUAGUCUGGCCGCUCAGACGCAAUUCACCGAGGAGCAGAUUAAGGUUUGGUUCUCAGCCCAGCGGCUGAAGCACGGCGUGAGUUGGACCCCGGAGGAAGUGGAGGAGGCCAGGAGGAAGCAGUUCAAUGGUACCGUGCACACAGUGCCUCAAACCAUCACUGUUAUACCAGCCCACCAACUGUCAGCGGCCGCCAACGGGCUGCACUCCAUCCUGCAGACAUGCCAGUUGGUGGGCCAGCCGGGCCUGGUGUUCACUCAGGUGGGCCCAAGUGGAAACCUUCCAGUGAACAACCCCAUCACUCUGACAGUAGCCGGGCUGUCUGGUCAGUCUCAGACCCCCAGCCGAGUCCCCUGCCCACCCACCCCGACAAAUAGUGAUCUCAAGCGGGCCACGACUGUCCAGCCUCCCUCUCUUUCCCCACAGGAAAACUCUGCCCUGAGCAUUGAUACUUUUGGUUUGAGGCCUAAGAAGUCCAAAGAGCAGCUUGCAGAGCUGAAAGCCAGCUACCUUAAAAACCACUUUGUCAGUGACGCCGAAAUUGCCCGCUUGAUGAAGAUCACCAACCUGACGAAAGGAGAAAUCAAAAAAUGGUUCAGUGACACGAGAUACAAUCAACGCAACUCCAAGAAUAGCCAUGUCAUUGUGUUCCACGACGGAGGAGGCAGAGGAGUCGGUAGCAGCUCUGCUUCUACGCCCAUCAUCAUCGACUCCAGCGAUGAGACCCCCACAUCUCCUCAUCCUCCACACGCGCCCUUGGUCAAGGAGACAAGGUCAAAGUCCUGGAAUCCAUUCCCAGACUUCACUCUGCAGAAGUUUAAGGAGAAGACGCCGGAGCAGCUGGUGGUGCUGGAGGAGAGUUUCGAGAAGAACGUCACACCGUCGGACGAAGAGCUGACCCGCCUCAGAACAGAGACCAAACUCACACGGAGAGAGAUCGACGCCUGGUUCACUGAGAGGCGGAAAAUGCCCUCAAUCAUUGCUACUUCUCCAGUCUCACCAGAUACAGGAAAUGCUGAGACUGAAGGAGAUCCUGCUGCAGAAGGUGAAGGGACCUCCUCCGGGAGAGGGAGUCAGACUCCCCCUGGUGGCCGCAGUAAGCAUAUGCCCACAACUAGUUGUACCAGUAAAGACUUCAAGGAUAAGUGUAAAAAGACACCAGAGCAGCUUCAUAUUCUAAAAAGUGCCUUUGUUAGGACCCAGUGGCCCACGCCAGAGGAGUACGACCAGCUGUCCAAGGAGAGCGACCUUCCACGCUCCUACAUUGUCAGCUGGUUUGGGGAUUCUCGAUAUUCAUGGAAGAACGGAAACUUGAAGUGGUUCUUCCAGUACCAAAGUGGCAACGUGGAGGGGCCCAACGGAUCGGGGGGUGGCAGGAUGGGCAGCGGCCGUAAAAGAAGGGGCAGGAAUCGGGGUUGGGGCCGUUCCCGAACACGGAAGCAGCCGCGGAGGUCUGCCUCCUCCAGCGCCGACGUUGACAGAGCUCCCCCCAUGAAGAAGUACAAGACUGGAAGGGAUAUUCUGAAGGAGUACUACCUGAAGCAUGGCUUCCUCAAUGAGCAAGACCUGGACGAGCUUGUCACUAAGACCAACAUGAGCUACGAAAGGGUAAGGGAGUGGUUCGCUGAAGUCCAGCGGCGCCUGGACCUGGGUCUGGAUCCGUUCCAGGUGCAGGCCGAUCAGAAGGACAGAGAUUUUGGGGGCAGUCAGUCAAAGGGGGAGUCGUCUACUGCCUCAGGGGAUCUCAGCACCGCUUUGGGAGACGAGGACGAUGAAGAUGACGAAGACGAAGACAAUGAUGGCGACGACACGGACGACAGUGAGGUUUGGGAGCCAUCGCGUAGCGUCAGGAAGUCGCUGUCAGUCUCUGAAGACUAGUGAUUGUUGGUGCCCAGGUGUGGAAUGUUACAUGACUUAUACUGUUCUAAUUACUGCUGGAAGUACGACAACAGUUUGUUCAUUUGAUUUGAUUUUUUUUUUUUUUUUUUUUUUUCACGUGCGGUUUGUUCCUUACGAAUAUAUACCAGGUGUGGAAGGGAUGACAGUUUUACACACCCGGCUAUAACUAAUUGGCAUCCCAAAAUAUUACAGGUUACCUGUAAUUUCAAAUUAUUAAUGGCAAUAUAAUAACUGAAGAUGCCUAUGAAACAUUGUUACCGUUGAGGGUUAGCAUCUAGACGCACACUCUUUCGCUAAUGUACGGUGUUUAUUUCACCGAAAUCGAUUUGCACUUGUUGUGAUGCUGCAUUUCCUUGAAAAGGAGUGUUUGUUACAUGUUUACAAUUGAGAGGUAAUGUACCCCCCUCCCAAACCUGACACUGCUGUGUUAACGUGGCACUGCCAAGUCCUAAAUUUCACUCGCCCGAGCGUUUUUUUUAAACAGAGAGAGGGAGAGGUCUUUCGUGACACUAAAACAGUUUUGAUCUCUGUGGUCAGCUUAAGGCUACGUUCACGUUUCCAUCAGUAAUUCUGAGUGUCGUAUUUAACACUGGCCAGCAGGGGGCCACAUAUUCAAGAGAAAACAUGCACUGUCCUCCCGUUAACGAUCUUUUUUUUUUGGAUCUUUCUCGUGAGAAGAUGAUGAAGGUGCCAUGUCGUAAGAAUUAUACCUACACCGUAAGUUAGUUUCCCCGAGUUUGCGAAUGUGAACGUAGCCUGUGAUCCAAUAUUCACAGUUUUCUACUCGUAUAAAUGCUGUAACUUAUGCUGUUUUUUCAAGUCUUCCCUCUUGAAGUGAAUAAUCAGCGUGCUGAUGUACAAAUGCCACAAUAUGUUGAUAUGCACUGGGACGUAGUUUCUUUUUUGUUAAUGGAUUUGCACCUUAGAUAGAACACGCUCUAUCACUAGUCGAACUCCCUUUGAAAGGAGAUCACUGGGGUCUCAGUUUGGUUUGACUGAUCUCGGGGGGGGUUUCCUCUAAAUUUAUUAAGAUGCGUAAGCACCAGCUUCAUCUCUGCUUUCGAUUUUCAAUCAACAUGAUGUCAACCAAAUCACCAACACUUUGCCUUCAAGAAUCCAAAUCUCCAUGACAACCACGAGGCCUAGUAUUCAUGAGAAUUUGCCAAACUAAAUUUCAUAAUCACCGUAUGUCGACCAGAUCAACCAUCAAGCACCAAACGGAAGUAAAAAUGCACUUUUUGCCACACGGUGGCGUGAUCCCCGAUUAGGCACCUUAACGCUAAUAUUUGUGUGGUGACAUGGCUCUGAGAGACCAAAAGUGUUUUGUACGACUACAAUCGAAACCAGUAUUUUGCCUUUAUACCCCUGAUGUGUUUUCAUGGAACAUGAAACCACCUUUUUUUGAGUCUUGUGUUCAGAGUUGGAUGUUUGAAAAAGGUAGGAGAGCAAUCGUGUGCCGCUUUAUUUUGCAAAAAUUGCACAAUUUGAGCCACAUUUGUUGUUUUUUUUUUUUUAUUGUGCUGUGCGUUAAUUGUGUGUCUCUUCACCUGGACGGUUGCCCACCUACUGGCCCGGUUUGAAAUAAUGAAUGCCUACAAGACUCUAUGACGUGCCCGAUUCUGAUGAUGUCAUCAGCAGGUUCUCUGUCAUAAUGAUGGACUCAAAAGACUGAAAAGUGUUUUUCUGCGGGAUGUUGGCGGACGGCUUUUGUCGUGGAAGAGUGCGUUGUGCCCUCAACCAAAUUUCUCAACCAAUGACGAUGAGAACUCACGGAACGGGCUCUCACUUGCACUUCCUCUGGAGUGUGGAAGGGAUUUGAUAAAGCCUUUUUUUCGUAAACCCUUGUGCCUGCACGGCCUGUGGACGUUUGUCUCAUUCCUGGGGUCACAGGAAUUGUCUUUGACAACCAUUUUCUGUCACCUGUCAACAGUACCUACGAGCACCUUCCAACACGCCUGGAGCAUUUUCAUCCUACCAGCUGUAUGAUCAGUAAAUAGGUUAAUAAUGGUCAGAACCUGUGCUGUGACGAGUGCCUGGAUGCUAGCAUCCUCAAAUAAGGUACCCUUCAAGAUCCACACUAAACUGCAUGCAAUAACAGAGUGAAACAACUACUCUUUUCCUGUAUAUACAAGUUUGGGUUUGUAGUGUCCAAACCAUGAAGAAACAAGUGUUUUUGGUGUAACGCUCGAAGCUAGUUUUAGUACCACAGUGACUGCGGUCAUGGACCUUAUUGUUUUCUUCACAACCUUUCCAAACCAAGUGUCAUUUCACCUUCUAUUCAUUCUGGUGGAGUACUGCUUUGAAUUUGGGUUACAUGUUUCAUUUAUUAAUUUUGAGUUUAAAAUGCUGCACCUUUUUUUUUUUUUACCGUUUUGAUGGAAUACAUGAGGUACUCACGGUUUUUCUAUCACCAGCCUGUUUUUAAGGGUUUUAAAGACGGUUCAUAGAGAAGAAAACUGUCAUGACAUUGUUGUCCAACAGCUUGUUAUGACUGACUCAUAUGAUGUAAGAUAGACCAGUGUUUGGAAAUAGCUUUAGAGUUUAGACGGUGCUGCCUGGUCAGAUUGUUGCUACUUUGCAAGCACGUAGAAUCACAACUCAAUAUCUGAAGCUCUUCCUCUUAUCUGCGUUCAUAAUCACAACGCAACAAAUUCCCAUUUUUGCUUUGUUCAGAACACAUCUCAUUUUAUAAAACUGUACCUUAUUGUUAUAACAUCUCGUGUUCAAUUCCUGGCUUCUCACACUUGCAUUUCCUUAGUACUGCCAGCUUUAACUGAAGGAUACGUUCAAGUCUGAGGCUUUAGAAGAUACAAGCACCUUCACUGGCUUAGAUGAAGGGCCAACAUGUUUUUGUUUGGCAGUUUUAUGAACUCUGACUCCAUCUUGCUCGAACAAACUGCAGCUGCUGGCAAUUGUUCUCAUCCCAUAUUCCCCUCACUGUAAAACAAUGGGACCCAACUUGCCUUUAGAAAAGUACUGAAUCGACUGUUAGCGUCGAUACUUUUGUGACAAAAUGACACUUUUGUCUGCAGAAAAGUCACACCUUUUUUAAGCACAAUGUGUGCUAUUUUGUUUCGACCGCAAAUGAUUCCAUAUUCUUCUCCGUCUUCUGUUGGUGAAGAAACCUAGCUGACACAGACCUUUAUUUCAAUUUUUUUGACUCUUCACUCUUGAGUUGUGAUUUUAUCGACACAGAAUCAUCAUGUAUCAUAUUUAUCCCGGUUGUGCUGUAGCGCUAAUGUUGUGGUCCAAGUAGUUCUCUUGCUGUCCCAAUGUGUUUGUGCAAUCUGCCAUGUAUGUAUCCUCCACUAUGCUUAGUCUUGCUCGAUCUCUGUAUUUGAACAGGUUGUUUGAUGAAUGUGUCUGAAAUGAUUUUACAUUUUACAGCUUGCCCAGAUGUUUUUUAGCGUGUUUCACAGAAGAAAACAUUUGACCUGUAAUUUCACUUCAAAUAUUUAAAGCUUUAACUUUAUACAGUAAAACCUGAGCUUCGGUUUUAGAGACUCAUUUUUUUUAUUUUUUUAGUUUACUUAAAAAUAACUCAAACAUGUAUGUUGUUUUGAGUGUCCUUGUGAAAUCUACUGAACUCAUUUUUGUCCCCUUCUGCUUUCAGCCGGCCAGAAAUGAAUUCUGAAACAGUUCUGUUGUCUUCAAAAUGUUUUCAUGUGAAGCAAAGUCAUCAAAAAUGAUUAGCCCACCAGUAAAAUACUCGUACUACAUGCAGCUAUGAGGUUUUAACAGCCAUUUCUAGCAAUGUGCCUUUGAUAACCUGCACCCGGAAAAUCUUUUUUCUGUCUCUUGUAAUGUCUGCACUGGACAUUAGCCAGUAUUCCUGCGUGUCAAAUCCUGGAAACAAAGAAGGGCAUGUCCACGUUAAGCCUUCUGUAUUUAUGGAGUGAGACUAAACUAUUAAAACAUUUCUAGUGAAAAUAGAAUGACCAUUUUGUUUGGAUCAGUAUAUUUGCUGUCUGACACAUUGAGCAGCCAUAUUGGAACGUCAUCCCUCAAACAUUGUUACAUUCUAUACACAGAAAUUCUGGACCAAAUAUGAACUCUCCCUUUAAAUAAUACACAUCUCAUGAUAAUUCUGGCUGGCUGGAAGCAACAGGGGGCGCUAUGAGUCAUCCAUACAAGCAAAAAAACAAAACGAACCCCAACACACAUUAAACUGUCUGUGAAGUUUUAUGAAUUACAGGAACUAUAUUUGCAAACAAAAAUCUCUUGUGCCAGCCUGUCGCUGUUAAAACAAAACAAAAAAAAUAUGUGUGCAGUCAUCAUCUAAAUCUCAACUGUUUGAUGAUCUGGCUUCAUUUUUAGCUUGAUGUAGGAAAGAUUUAUAUUUUAUACUUGUUU
Molecule: messenger RNA, 7654 nt
Organism: Synchiropus splendidus (mandarinfish)
Lineage: Eukaryota; Metazoa; Chordata; Actinopteri; Syngnathiformes; Callionymidae
Product: zinc fingers and homeoboxes protein 1-like
Exons: 8
Coding region: 578-3280 (900 amino acids)
Biological process (GO): regulation of transcription by RNA polymerase II
Cellular component (GO): nucleus
Molecular function (GO): DNA-binding transcription factor activity, RNA polymerase II-specific; DNA binding
Source: RefSeq, a predicted model, not a curated record